AUGUCGUCCAAGAAGCCCUCCGGCAAGACUCAGCGCUCCGCCAUCGCGGAUGUCGUCGCCCGCGAGUACACCAUCCACAUGCACAAGCGACUCCAUGGUGUCACCUUCAAGAAGAGGGCUCCCCGUGCUAUUAAGGAGAUCAAGGCCUUUGCCACCAAGUCCAUGGGUACCUCCGACGUCCGCAUCGACCCCCAGCUCAACAAGAAGGUCUGGGAGCAGGGUAUCAAGGGUGUUGACUACCGACUCCGAGUGCGAAUUUCCCGACGACGAAACGACGAGGAGGGUGCCAAGGAGAAGCUGUACAGCUACGUCCAGGCUGUGAACGUCAAGAACCCUAAGGGUCUUGCCACAGUCGUUGUUGAGGAAUAA
Molecule: messenger RNA, 369 nt
Organism: Fusarium tjaetaba
Lineage: Eukaryota; Fungi; Ascomycota; Sordariomycetes; Hypocreales; Nectriaceae
Product: 50S ribosomal L31e protein
Exons: 3
Coding region: 1-369 (122 amino acids)
Biological process (GO): cytoplasmic translation
Cellular component (GO): cytosolic large ribosomal subunit; ribosome
Molecular function (GO): structural constituent of ribosome
Source: RefSeq, a predicted model, not a curated record